AUACGCUUGCGUGGUUGCCAGAACCACUGUGCUAAAUGUAGACUAUCCUAUUGAACGGCCACUUUUGUAGCUCAUCAGAAAAGAACAUCCUAUGUUCUCCUGUCUUAAUUCACAGUGUGCGCGCUCCUCAUCUUCGGCACAUCCCAUCGUGCGUCGGUCCGGACACGCAAACCUCUAUCUUUUGGACGCACAGACUUUCACAAGAACCUAUCCGUACAAUCCCGAUGGGCACAAUCUUUCGAAACGGGAUGGCUUUCUUGGAAGCGACUUGUUUUCUUCCUCCCUCCCAUUGCAGUCUUCACGCACACUUGGAAGGGAACGUAGUGUUCUGAAAAGAUAUAAUUGUGGUUUGGGCACCGUACAUGUAAAAGAGAGGGGAGUUUGGAGUUGAAAAGUAAACCGACCAGACACCAUGCGGAGAAGAGCGAAGUCCGUUGGAGCGCGUAUAGGGGGGAAGAACAUUAAAACAAACCAUUUCUAAAAUGAUGUUCAAAAAGCUCUGUGGAUGAGGAACAACACAGAAUAUGGUAGAGAAUAAGAGAUGGCCGCGCCUGAUCUUCUGGACCCAAAGUCUGCAGCCCACUUCUCCAAGCCCCGCCUGUCCUUCUCUACGAAGCCAGUGGGGCUGAAUUUCCAAGAGGACGAGUACGACACGCGGACCACCGUCAUGAGAUGGAAGACGGUGUCGGCCAUCUUCUUUAUGGUGGUGCUGUACCUCAUCAUCGGGGCCCUGGUGUUCCGGGCCCUGGAGCAGCCCCACGAGAGCUCUCAGAAACUGGCCAUCCUGGCCGAGAAACUGGACUUCCUGUCCGUCCACGUCUGUGUCAACUCCUCCGAACUUGAGGACCUGGUUAAGCAAGUCGUGUCUGCGAUCAGGGCUGGCGUGAACCCAUCAGGAAACUACUCCAAUCAGACGAGCUUGUGGGACCUUAGCUCCUCCUUCUUUUUUGCUGGAACAGUCAUCACCACCAUUGGAUUUGGGAACAUCUCCCCCCACACUGAGGGGGGGCGCAUCUUCUGCAUCAUCUACGCCCUCCUAGGGAUCCCCCUGUUCGGCUUCCUGUUGGCUGGCGUGGGGGAUCAGCUGGGAACCAUAUUCGGGAAGGGCAUUGCCAAAGUGGAGAAGAUGAUUGUGAAGUGGAAGGUGAGCCAGACGAAGAUCCGCGUGAUCUCUACGGUGAUCUUCAUCCUGUUCGGUUGCCUCCUCUUUGUCACGCUUCCGGCGGUCAUCUUUAAGCACAUCGAGGGUUGGAGCACGCUGGAGUCCAUCUAUUUCGUGGUCAUCACCCUGACCACUAUCGGCUUCGGUGACUUUGUGGCCGGGGAAAAAGGAGGUUCUGAGAUUGAGUACCUGGACUACUACAAGCCUGUGGUCUGGUUCUACAUCCUGGUGGGCCUGGCCUACUUUGCUGCCGUGCUCAGCAUGAUUGGAGACUGGUUCCGGGUCAUCUCCAAGAAGACCAAGGAGGAGGUAGGGGAGUUCCGGGCACACGCCGCCGAAUGGACGGCCAACGUGUCGGCGGAGUUCAAGGAGACGCGCCGGCGCCUCAGCGUGGACGUCUACGACAAGUUCCAGCGGGCCGCCUCCAUCAAACGCAAGCUGUCCUCGGAGCUGGGCCUGAACGUGACCCCGCGCCAGGACCCCAUGGGGAGGAGGACCCUGUCGGUCAACCUGGGGGACGAGCGGGAGGCCUAUCCCAACCUGACCCUCUGCCUCACUCCCGUGCCCGGGACGCUGGCCCGGAACGGCAGCAUCUACCUGAACGGGCUCAGCCCGGAUUACGCGGAUCGAAGGGAGAUAGAGAUUGCCAUCGAAGAGACCCCUAACUGAGGAGCAGGAGAAGGAGGAGGAGGAGGAGGAGGAGGAGGAGGAGGAACGAGAGACUGGAGAGAGAGCAAGGGGUAGAGGAAGGAGUUUGAGUGAGGCAUACAGAAAUGGACCUGGACAUGUACAAGCUUACAAAGGCACACACACUUAGGUUUUCAGAAGGAUAUUUGUCUGAUAGGCACACCCAUACACAUGUCCUUGGUUUUACUGAUCAAGAUUCUGGGAUGAAAAACACACACUCUUGCACAUUCACUAAGUGGCUGUGCUGAGAGCUGUGGGACUAUUGAUUAUGUGAGUGUUGGGACACACACAUACAAUAUGCACACACACAUACGUGGAUCAAUCGGAAACUUGCAGCGCCUGGCUGUCACAGAAUUACAUGAUCAUCACAGAAAACACACACACACACACACACACAAUGAUGGUCUUCAGGGAAAUCAUGAGUUAUAAACAACAGUCCCCCCUAACGUCAGACACAAACACCCUUAUACUCAGACACUUAUCAGUCAGGCUUUGGCUGUCACACACACACACACACACACACACACAUACGGUGAACACUCUCACUGCCCCUUAAACACAGAAGAGAGAGGAGCCCUGAAGUCUGCAUCAGAUGAUGAGGCUCUCUUCCGUCCAACACUGUAUCAUCCAAGAUGAACACGUUUCUCAAGACUGUUUUACCCAGCAAGCGUUUUCUCCACAAGACGAGAGUCCCCUGAAAUUCUAAUACAAGGAACAAUUAUUUGAUGUAUUUUCAAGAAUUUGUCUGUUUGGUUUCAGUUUACAAUUUUCUACUGUACAAAUCACAUGUGUAGACGAACAAAGAUUUACUUUGAUGCCUUGUGGUGAACUUUUCCCACACUUUAAAAAGGUAGAAUGUUUGGACAAUUUGUUUCUUUGUUUUGUGAAGCAAGUACAGCUUUUUCACCCAAGGAAUAUUCCAUGUGCCUUAAAUAACACAAUACUUGGAACCCUUUUUUUACGCUGACGGACAUUGGACUCAGAUUGGCUACGUCUGUCUCGUCUGACGUAACACUUGCUAAGAUGUAUACUUACACAGUAGGGACCUUUUAAAAACACGACACUCUAUGAACACAAGACGAACGCGAGGUGAUGGACACCAUGAACUUUGACCUGGGAUUUGAGGACAACGCGCUGAAAACAAGUACAUCGGGAUCGCUUUUCUAGAAAUUGUGUCUCUCCCGUCCUCUGUGAGAUGUGAGAUGAGAAAAUCUCAGUUGUUUGGGUUUCUGUACAUGUUUGACCAGGGCCUCAAAACUUCAUCCCUCACACCACCACCAGUUCUAGUUUGAACCACACUGGUUGAAAACCGAUUUGCUAAUUCCGCACUUUAUUCUCCAAGAGUUUAACAGGCAUAAAGGCAAACUAGAGUUAUCCUCGUGGUGUAUAUAUUCACAGCUCCAAAGCUUAGAUGAGCCAGAUACCUAUAUCUGGAGUAAUACUGAACCCACAUCAUCAGAACCACUGUGAAUGAGUGGAGCUUUGCUUCAGGCUGUGCACAGCAUUUACGUCACAGGGAAAUGAAGAAAUGAUUUUGA
Osmerus eperlanus (European smelt) is the source of this 3387-nucleotide messenger RNA. Its product is annotated as potassium channel subfamily K member 2-like. The transcript is spliced from 7 exons. The record is from RefSeq and is a predicted model, not a curated record. Gene Ontology annotation, biological process: potassium ion transmembrane transport; stabilization of membrane potential. Gene Ontology annotation, molecular function: potassium ion leak channel activity; outward rectifier potassium channel activity. Bases 542 to 1831 code for a protein of 429 amino acids. Gene Ontology annotation, cellular component: plasma membrane. Lineage: Eukaryota; Metazoa; Chordata; Actinopteri; Osmeriformes; Osmeridae.